UGUCCCCUAAAUAACUGCUUAAUAAGGCAAUUUGAAAAUUAAAAUCAAAAUUGUGGUAGGAAGGUUAGAAAUUAUCCUAAUUAGAAGCCUUUGCAGACAUACACUGGCACUGGUAGAAAUGCAGGAAAUUUUUUUAACUCAUAACUCAUUGACUCUGUUCAACUGAGUUCAAUGAGUUAUAUAUUGUAUAUAUAAUGCUAUAUUUAUCAGUAUCAACUUCUAUAUUUAUAAAAUCUCGGAAGCACUUGCAAUGGUGCAUCCGCGGCAACUAACUAGUUGUUCCUUAUUCUAUUAGUGUUAGUCUAUAUUUACAUUUAAUCCUAAUAAUCAAUUAUCCGAUGUCCGUUACACCAUCCUCUUACCAUUUUCCGAUAUCCGUUACACCCUUCUCGGUUCUUAAAACUCAAAUGUUCAAAAUUUUUAAAUUUUCAAGUGAUGUCUAAGUCUAGCAGGUCGAGCACAACAGGAAUUAAGUUAUCAGUAUCAACAGGAAGUUUACUUCGUGGGAUAAAAAACCACUCCCCGACCUGGUUAUAUAAGGGGAGAAUUUAAGAACUCCUAAGCUAAGCACAAUAAUUCGAUGCUGGUUUAAAGCAACAUUGUAUGCAUGAACAUGCAGUUGCUAAACGGAAACCAUUAGAAGAACAAGGUAGAAAAAACAGCAACUUGUCUCACAAUUAAAUCGAGGUUUUACUUGUCAAUGGCAAUGAAUUCUAUAUCAUCCGUAUGGAGAAGCAGCAUAACGGAAGUUCCAGGAGAUAUAUUUCAGCGAUGUACUUCAGAAAGCUGUGAGUGCGGAGGUAAACUGUUUCAUUGCCCACUAUGUACUCCAACGAAAAUCAAAGGAUUGAAACGAUGCAAGUUGCUUAAACAUUUUCAUGCUAUUCACUGGAAAACAAGAAUCUCUUUUGACGAAUUUGUCAUUUUAAGAUGUCGGCUUGAAUGCAUUUCCUCAGACGGAAGCAUGGUUAACAAUGUUUCGCAUUUUCACUGUUGCUCCUGUGAUAGAAUUUUCGAGCGAACGGACUCGUUUACUAAUCAUUUGUAUUCCCACAAGAGGCAAACUCUUGCUCGCGACGAAUCACUUACGGGACAGUCGCAAACAUCUGACUUACAGGAUCGUGAAUCGCGCACGAGUUCAAGCGACAUUAAUAACCAGCAAGGUACUUUAGAGUGCGAGUCGUGUUUGAAAUGUUUUUCAUCCAAAAAAUCACUUCGGAACCACAUAAAAUACAUUCAUGUCACACCCGAUUACAUAAAUGCUAACAGACAUCUUUACGGAGUUUGCGUUGAUUCGCGCAAGGGACUGUAUUUGGUAAGACGCUCAUUUAGUGGCACUAGUCAUCCUAUUCAUGUUCUUCACAGCUUUGGAAGCGAAGGUGGAUUCUCAUGCGAAUUAGACGAAUGUAGGGAGGUUUCUAAGACAGCGAGAAGAAGCGGGAAUCCAAAUUUUACUUGCUGUCAUUUGAAAAGCGUGCCGUACGUUUCGGAACCAUUCAAAGGGCCACCUAAAAUUACACGAAGAGCACUCGAAGAACUAAUUGUUAAAAUGAAGUGGCUUAAACAAAGCAGAGAACAAGAAUGCCUUCAAGCACAAAUGGUAGCAGAAAGUGCAAGCGCGCCGCUGAUUGUCGAGUUUUGCAACAAAAACGAAACUUCAAACAGAUUUCGCCACUUCUCAGUAUAUGUCGGAGAAGUACACCAUUAUUCCCGAUUUAAAAGAGUGGUAGUGUCGUUCGAUAUUACUUUAAAUAAAUGGUCUUGCGGUUGCUGCCGUUUGAAGGUCACCUGCGUCCAUAAAGCUAUCGGAAAGUGGUAUCUAUAUCAGGUGAGACCAGAUGAUUUGUCCAAUGACAGUACACCACAAGAAUCAGAAACCGCGGCAAUAAACGACUACGGAAACGAUGUCAGUGAAAGCGAAUCGGUAGAUAAUCCAGCCGAAGAAGAGACUCUUUUUGUAAACGUUGGAGAGUACCCCCCAAACGAUUUACAGCUAACCAGAAUGGUAGAAUACAUAUAUUCAGCGAAGAGAAUUCCGCCAUCUCUACCACGAUCAUUGACACAUGAUGCUGAUGUUCUGUCCUUUCCACGUGUUCUGGUACCAACAGAAGAAACGUGCUGCAAUUGCGAAGGUAUUGCCCUUAGCAAAGAGAAAUUGAUUACACGGAAAGGAAAGAUAUUUACUUUAACCAAAGUUAUUGAAGAUGUUGAACUAUGUUACAAAUCAUGUCCACAAUGUGGACUGAUAUACCGAUAUCAGGAGUAUACGGAUGGGCUUCAUAACUUUGACGAUUACCAUUGCUUUAGUCUAAGCUUCCUGUUGCUGUUACGAGCAUUUGUCGAGGAGCAUACAGCAUUAGGAAGAGUCGCAUCAGCAGUUGGUAGCACUGCCGGAGUGAAACUUAAUCAAACCGUUGUGCGAAAUGCUUACUAUCACUUCGAAGCUCUUACUGAACACAUAUACGAUUUUACAUGUGUGCUCUGCGGAAAUCACCCUCCACAUCUAAACUGGGAUCUCUGCAAGAAAGGGUGUUUCUCAAUCGCACUUAGCGAUCUAGAUAUUCCACCUGAAUGUGACGACUCAGACCGUGUAAGCAUUAGAGAGUUCUGGAAAAGUGUUGAAGUGAUGCAUUUAGCAAGAGGUGUAAACGCGAACAAGAGUUCCUCAUUUCAAGUGAAGGCCAACUACCAGUUCUGGGCUCCAUGGAUUGGUCCGCACACAAGAAAAGGGGACAGUGCAUAUAACACGGAGUACAGAAAGUGUCAUAGAAUCCCAGAAAGUGACCAGGUGCUUGAGGAUAUGAAUUUAACAACAUAUUCUGAAGAGGAUCUACUGGACAUGAUGAAUUUUGCGCAGGUCCAUGUGUUGCAGAGGUUGUGUGGUCAGCUGGGAGCGAAAGGCAGUUCACAUCUACCCAAAAACGACGUUAUAUCAUUCCUGAGAAAGAAGUUGAAUGUACCAACACACUACAAAAAGAUAUUUACAAAGAUAUGGGGAGCGUCGGGUGGAUGGGCGUCAGGCUCUUGUCCGCACAACAGAAUUUAUGCGAUCAAGUUCGUCCUCAGAAGCGAGGGACCGCGGGAUUAUUCAGACCUUCUUCGAUCUUUUAAGUAUCCACCUACAUUCAACGUAUCUGACAUCCCACAAAGACUUGCCCACCUGAUGAAUCGACUUGAGCCAGGUUUUUUCAAUCCUAACGAAGGAAAACCCUUUCCUUCAUCGGACGAAAAUAUCCGACUGGCGACAGAUGGCAAACUGAAAAAACACUUUCCAUGGUGGACAUGUUCAGCACUUACCAAUGCCAACGCUGGUUUAACGACUGAUGACACACAUCCAAUGACAUGA
This is a messenger RNA of Dendronephthya gigantea, 3346 nucleotides long. RefSeq lists its product as uncharacterized. The record is from RefSeq and is a predicted model, not a curated record. NCBI's taxonomy places the organism in Eukaryota, Metazoa, Cnidaria, Anthozoa, Malacalcyonacea, Nephtheidae. The coding region runs from base 701 to 3346 and encodes 881 amino acids. The transcript has 9 exons.